AUGGACGGCUUCGAUGUGACUACAGCGCCGGAAGCCUACCAGGCUGUCAAGCCCAUCGCGGACCUCUUCGUCCUCGGGAUGGGUCUAGGCUGGACAAUCAACUACAUCGGCAUGGUGCACGUCUCCUUCCGCGACAAGACCUAUGCGAUGGCGAUCAUACCUCUCUGUUCCAACAUUGCCUGGGAAACCGUGUUCGGGUUAAUCUACCCAUCGAAAAGCCUUAUCGAACAGGGAGUCUUCUUCGUGGGCCUGGCGAUCAACUUCGCCAUCAUCUACGCCGCCAUUAAACAUGCCCCCAACGAAUGGAACCACGCGCUGCUCGUCCAGCGCAACCUCGCGCUCAUCUUCCUGAUUGGCAUCGUUAUCUUCUUGACCGGAUUUCUGGCACUGUCGCGCGAGAUCAGCCCCUCCCUGGCCUACUCCUGGGGUGCGGUCUUCUGCCAGCUCGCGCUGAGUGCCGGGGCACUCUGCCAGUUGGUGAGCCGGGGCAGCAUCCGCGGCGCCUCGUAUACUCUGUGGCUCUCUCGCUUCCUCGGAUCCUGCUGCACGGUGGUCUUCGCUGGGCUGCGGUGGUGGUACUGGCCGGAGUCAUUUGCGUGGCUGAACAGUCCCUUGGUGCUGUGGAGUCUGGCGGUGUUUCUGCUUUUGGAUAUCUCGUAUGGGUUUUGUUAUUGGUAUGUUCAGCGCUGGGAGCAGAUGCAGUUGGGGAAAGGGGGCGGCAAAGAUAAAAGUGGAUGA
This is a messenger RNA of Aspergillus brunneoviolaceus CBS 621.78, 738 nucleotides long. RefSeq lists its product as uncharacterized. NCBI's taxonomy places the organism in Eukaryota, Fungi, Ascomycota, Eurotiomycetes, Eurotiales, Aspergillaceae. Gene Ontology annotation, molecular function: lyase activity. The record is from RefSeq and is a predicted model, not a curated record. The transcript has 2 exons. The coding region runs from base 1 to 738 and encodes 245 amino acids.